Nicotiana tabacum (common tobacco) is the source of this 715-nucleotide messenger RNA. The record is from RefSeq and is a predicted model, not a curated record. Lineage: Eukaryota; Viridiplantae; Streptophyta; Magnoliopsida; Solanales; Solanaceae.
CACGAGUAUCGAGGGGAAAAAAGUGAAAUUCGAAGCCCGCGUCGCUUCCCUUAUUUUGCUCUUCUCACUGUGUCGCAUCUCUUUCCUCCUAACGAGCAGCUAUUCAUUAAAACCCUACAAAUUCGAAAAACCAGAAUCCCCAAAAUGGUGGUUGCCGAGCUUUCCGGUCACAACAAUGACUGCACAGAAGUGGUGGUUCCAAGACGUUGCAGUGCUAGAAUCAAGACCUUGCAGAGUCAGCAGGAAGCUCAGCGAACACGGUGCCGCUCCAACGACGACAGAGCUCUUGAGAAGAAAGCAAAGGCUCAUAAGGCGAGAAAGGCGGAUACUCCUGCUACGACGCCACAAGCUAUUGAUAAUGACGUCACGGUGACCAAUACUCCAAAUGAUUGCACCAACGAUCAUCAUCAUCCUGUUGCUGAAGCCUCCCAGAGUCAGAGUCCCCAUGUUAACGGGGAUGGGACUGAGAAAAGUGCGCAUCUAAGGGUAACAGAGACUGUUCGCAGAUUUAACAAGCAUUAUCUCCAUCUCGUUCAGGAAGAGGAGAUAAGAUGUAGAAGAGUUCAAGAUGAACAGAAAACAAAGAAGCAUUCAAAAUCUAAGGAAGCUGAAGAUGAUGGUAAACGCAGUUCCAAGCGCCCUGAUCUAAAAGCAAUUUCUAAGAUGAUAUUGGCAAAGGAGGUUUUGAAUCCUGAGAAAAUUGGCUCCAUUCCAG